Molecule: messenger RNA, 2166 nt
Organism: Danio rerio (zebrafish)
Lineage: Eukaryota; Metazoa; Chordata; Actinopteri; Cypriniformes; Danionidae
Gene: lrsam1
Product: leucine rich repeat and sterile alpha motif containing 1
Molecular function (GO): ubiquitin protein ligase activity
Source: RefSeq, marked provisional
AUGUUUUUGUUCAAAAAGAAAAAACCCAGUGGCGAUUCCAGGAAACGUCUCGAGUACCAGCUGUGUUUGGCCAAAGAAGCAGGUGCUGAUGACAUUCUGGACAUUUCUGCCUGUGAGCUUUCAGAGGUUCCCUCCUGUGCCUUCUCUAUGUGUAAAGUGCUUCAGAAGAAAGUGUUAAUUCUUCAUACAAAUGACCUGAGGUCACUCGUACCUAAAGGCUGCUGUCUUGGUGCCUUAGCAACAUUAAAGGUCUUGGAUCUACAUGAAAAUAAGCUCACAUCACUUCCAGAUGAGAUCGGACAGCUUUCGUCCUUGCAGGUGCUAAAUGCAGAGAAAAACCAGAUCAAACAGCUGCCAGACACUAUAGGAGGUCUUCUGCAUCUACAGACACUUAAUGUAAAAGGGAACUGCCUUACUGUGUUGCCUGUGUCUGUGGGUCGCAUGAGCAGCCUGCGAACACUCGACAUAAGUGAGAACAGCAUCAGAGAAUUACCCAAAGAACUGGCCAGUGUUCGCACUCUGGAAAGCCUGAUCCUGGAUGCACAGGUUAUGAGCUUUCCACCUGCGUCAGUGUGUACAGGCGGCACAGAGGAAGUGCAGCGCUACCUCUGCUCAGAGAUGGGUCUGGAGUAUUGUCCUCCAUCUCAGUAUCUCCUGCCUGUGCUGGAGCAUGAUGGAGGGAAGCAGGAGAUGGACUGUGUUGAUGGUGAGGAGAUAGUCUGGCAGAACAAAUUUAUGGACUAUGAGAAAAGAAAGGAGCAGAAACAAUUGGAAAAGCUGAUCUUUGAGAAAGAUCUUGAAGAGAAACAGAGAGAGCAUGCUAAACUCCUAGUCCUCAACAGCUCUCUUAAAGAGGACGUCCUGCUGUCUGUCAAACUGGAGCAGGAGCGGUUAGAGUUAGGUGUAUCUCAGCAGCAAAAGGCCCAGGAAGCAGAGAGGCUGAAAGUGCUGGAUAAAGUCCGCCAGGCAGAGAGCGCUGUCAUGAGUCGCAUCUCUGAUCUUCUGCUUGAUAACAAACGCCAGGAAAAAAGCGCUGCAUUUUUGCAAGCCCUGGAGAAGGACCGCAUACGAAUGGAACACCUUACUACCAUCACACAGGAAGAAGCCAACUCUCUUAGGAAAAAGGAAGUGGCAGAUGCAAUGCAGAGGAUGUUGUCCGAGAGCUGCUCUGUACGGUUACUGCAGGAGGCCAGAGAAGCCAAGACAAAGUUUCUAGUGUCCGAAACCUGCAAGAGUUUGGACAAUAUGGAUAAGAAGUUUGACCAAGUGUUGUCUCUUCAGCAGCUAGACAAAAGCAAAGCCAUUAGUCAGAUCCUUCAAGAGGAGGAAAUGCAGAAGGCCGCCUUUGAAGCCCUUCAGCUCCAGAAAGACAGCGUGCAUGCUUAUAUCCGUAAUCAGAUUAAACUCAUAGAGGCAGAGUUAAUGCAGCUCACAAAGCUGGAGGUUAAGAGGAGGAAUUUGGACACUGAGAACCUGCAGGAGGAGCUGUCUGACCAGAGGACGGCUCUGACUGACCUGCUGCAGCAGUUACUCAAACAGAAGGAUCAGAGGGAGGAGGAGCUCAGACUGGUCUUGAUGGAGAUUGAGAAGAAGAGUGAAUCCAACCAGCAGAACUACUGGAUGAUCCAGUAUCAGAGGCUUCUGGAUGCCAAACCACUGUCUCUGCGCAUGCAGGAAGCAGCGGUAGACAGAGAUCUAGGGAAUCUACUGUGCAAACUCUCAGCUCAGCACUACCUGCCAAUCAUAGCUCACCACCGCAUCACUGCUGAGGCCUUAAGAAGAAUGACUGCCAAAGACCUCAGGAAGUUGGGGAUCAACGAGGUUGGCGUGCAGAAAGCUCUUCUCCACUGGGCCAGAGAUCGAACUCUGUCUGAUCCUUUGCCGAAAACACUGAAAGAGAUGGAGGAAGCUGGUCCAUCCGCUCAGAGUGUUCCACUUCCACAUCAGCUCACUCCUCCACUGACCCCCAGUGCCCCUCUAACCCCCACGACCCCAAAUCCUGACCGCUUCAACUCUGAGUGUGUUGUCUGCAUGGAGCUUGAGUCUCAGGUGAUCUUCCUGCCGUGUGGCCAUGUAUGCUGUUGUCAGACCUGUAGUGAUGCCCUGCAGUCGUGCCCUCUGUGCCGUGGCUCUAUAUCUCAGCGUGUCCGUAUUUACCAUGGCUGA